AUGGGGUCGCGGCUGGGCCGGCGGGCCGGACCCGAGGCGGGCUCGGAGGCCGGGGCGGCGAGGUGCGGGCCCGCGCCCUAUGAGCGCCGGGUGCGCUGGCUCCGCGAGAUCCAGGCAACACUCCGUGAGCGGCGGCCCGAGCGCGCCCGGCAGCUGCUGCGCCUCCUGCGCCAGGACCUGGGCCUUGAGGGGACCCUCCUCACCAACAUCCUCUACAGAAACGUGGCCUUCCUCAAUCUGGUGGACCCCAUCUCCCAUGAUCUACUUGUGAACCUGGCCCGGGACCUGCAGUGCCCCAAAACGAACUAUGAGCUCUGGAAGUCCUCGGACAAGAUCUGCCGGCAGCUUAUCUACCACCUCACCCCUCACUCCAAGCAGCAGCGAAGGUCCAGCCUGCCCCGGAGGAAGAUCCAGAGCUGCCUCAAGAGCAGCCUCCAGAAGACUCUGCCAGCAGGGGAGACCGUGAACCUUUCUGGAAUCCCGCUGUCGGCGCAGGACGUGCAGCACAUAAUGCGCUACUUGGGCAGCCAGGGCACGGGGCUCGCGGUGCUGGACCUGAGCUUCACGGAGCUAAGUGAUGAGCUGCUGGGCCUGCUGCUGCCCAGCCUCUGGGCACUGCCCCACCUCACCCAGCUCCUGAUCAAUGGCAACCGGCUGACGCGGGCCACUGCCCACGAGCUCACCAAGGCAGUCAAGGACACCACCAAGUUCCCCGCGCUGGCCUGGGUAGACCUGAGUAACAACGUGGAUGUGGCCUCGCUGCCUCAGCCCCUGCUGGUCGGCCUGCGCCGACGGCUGAGCCAGUGCACCUCGCUCCCCACCAUCUAUGAGGGCCUGGACCUCGAGCCUGAGGAGCGCAAGCCUGAGGAUGGUGGGGCUGUGGCCACCACCGCUGCCUCCACCUGGGGCUCUGCAGCUGCUGGGCCAGGACCCGAGCCCCAGGCCUGCUGCACCAGGUGACCUGCCUCCUACCACUGGACUGACAAUGCUCCCAAGCUCAUAGGAUAGAAGGUGAUGGAGACCCUGGAGGUCCUCCAGGCCCCCAGAGAUCCAGUGCAAAUGCUCAGCUUGGGAUUAAGGAGAUGGAAGGAGAAUGAGCUCAUCAGAGGCUAGAUGGUCAGCCCAGAUGGCGGUCUCAGCCUUCCCUCAGCAGGAGCCUGGCACUCACUGUGCAUACCCCACAAUAAAGGGUGAUGCCCCCCUCUGCCUCAGCCUUUCUGCAUCAUGGACCUCAGGGCC
This is a messenger RNA of Diceros bicornis minor, 1239 nucleotides long. It is a transcript of the gene LRRC75B, whose product is annotated as leucine rich repeat containing 75B. Bases 1 to 960 code for a protein of 319 amino acids. The record is from RefSeq and is a predicted model, not a curated record. Lineage: Eukaryota; Metazoa; Chordata; Mammalia; Perissodactyla; Rhinocerotidae. The transcript has 4 exons.